Molecule: messenger RNA, 1029 nt
Organism: Colletotrichum karsti
Lineage: Eukaryota; Fungi; Ascomycota; Sordariomycetes; Glomerellales; Glomerellaceae
Product: phytanoyl-CoA hydroxylase
Exons: 3
Coding region: 1-1029 (342 amino acids)
Source: RefSeq, a predicted model, not a curated record
AUGCCUCACGCAGAGUCUCCAACCGCCGCGCCCCCUCCCACAAUUGCCGGCGUGAAACUUCACGUCAACGACGACCUCCUUUCCCCCACCGAAGUAGAGCCCCUCAUCCCCUCCUACCCGACAGAAGACCUCGAGGUCCUCCGCCAACGCUACCGCGAGAACGGAUACCUGCUCCUCAAAGGCAUCCUCCCCCGCGAGGACGUCCUGUCCGCCCGAGAAUCAUACUUCAAGUCCCUCGAGCCGUCAGGCGUCAUCAAACCGGGCACAACCCCGCGCGACGGAAUCUUCGACGACGCAAAGUCGCCCGCGGAUUACCCCGGCAUCGGCGCCGGAAGUAUCAAGAACGCCCGGCCCGGCGAGACGGACAAGUCCGCUCUCUUCGCCGACCAAGCCCUGAAGGCGCACACGGAGGAAUGGUACGCGGGGUCGGAGGACGGGAAGGUCCCGGGCUUCUGCAACCACCCAGUGCUCCGCGAUUUCGUGGCCAAGUUCACGGGCUGGGGCGACAGCACGCUGACGGUGAAGCGCACCCUUCUCAGGAACAACACGCCCGGGAACAAGGCGAUCGGGGUGCACUAUGAUCAGUCGUUCAUGCGCUACGGCGAGCCGACGUCCGUUACGGCGUGGGUUCCGAUGGGCGACGUUAGGCUCGAGGGCGGGGGUCUGAUUUACAUGCAAGACGGGGAGAAGCUGGGGGAGGAGAUUGAGAAUGAGUUCAUGGCGCAGGCGAAGGCCAAGGGCAUGAAUGACGAGGAGACGAGGAACGCGUUCAACGCGAACAUGAUGAGCACGGGGUUUCUUUGCGAAGGGCCUGCGGACUUUGGGAGGAGGUAUGGCAAGAAGUGGCUUGUCAGCGCGUAUGAGGCGGGUGAUGUCGUCUUUCACACGGCGCAUAUGAUUCAUGCUUCGACCAAGAACUACGACCCUGAGGGUCGCAUCAGGCUUGGCACUGAUUUGAGGUUCGUUGACAGCAGCCGGCCGUGGGAUACGCGCUGGAACAAACACUACACCUUCAAUGAUGGUUUGUAA